Clonostachys rhizophaga is the source of this 273-nucleotide messenger RNA. The record is from the annotation of a GenBank genome assembly. NCBI's taxonomy places the organism in Eukaryota, Fungi, Ascomycota, Sordariomycetes, Hypocreales, Bionectriaceae.
AUGGCGACAAGAAUCACCGGCGGCACAACUCAGAGCAUCCAUCGUGGAGGUGCGGGGUCUUCGAGCGGGAGUGUUUUGAAGUCACGGCAGCUCGCUCAACUGCAUUCGCAACUAUCGCAACUCUCGGCGAACUUGUCAGACACGGAGAAUCUGCUGAGAAUGACGAGCGUGCAGGCAGAGGCAAUGAGGGGUCUGGGAGCCUGGCAUGGUGGCUUGUUCAUGGCGGCGAGCAAAGUUCUUGGGGAGGAGAGUGUCAAGGAAGCGGGCAGAUGA